UUCAUUCUUACACAAACGAAAAGAUUAUGUUAGUGGAUGUGGGUAGCAGUACAAACCAUUAGUACAUCGCCGUAUUGAGUUAUAAACAGAAGUGACUUCCGAUUUACGACUAGAACUGUUCCUCAAUAUACUCAGCAGACAAAACAUGAAUUCUAAUGCAGUUGAAAUGGAGACGCACGUGAUCGAUGGUGUACGGCAUCCUAUUUUCACCACAGUGAAACACAUAGAGGAGCUUCAAAAUUUCGAGAUCUUUGAAGACGAUGUUGUAGUGAUGACGUCACCCAAAUCAGGCACAACUUGGAUGCAAGAGAUCAUUUCCAUGCUUAGGUACGGAUGCGAUGCUCAAAAGGCAGACCAGGAAUAUAUAGAAAAUCGUUGGAUGUUCAUUGAUUUCCCAUCUCAACAACCAAAAGUAUUUUCAUCUACUAGAUUGAUAAAGACUCAUUUACCUCCACGCGCAAUACCAGCACAAAUGUUAGCAAAAAAGGCCAAGAUAAUAUUUGUCUCUAGAAAUCCCAAAGACACUGCUGUUUCCUUCUUCUAUUUCCACAAAACGGUAAAACGCCUACCAACCUAUGAUUCCUGGAAUGAAUUUCUUGAAGAUUUCUGCGCUGGGAAUCUUGUUCGUGGAGACUGGUUUGAUAUGAAUUCCUAUUGGUGGAGUCAACGCAAUCAUAAGAACGUAUUAUUUGUCAAGUACGAAGACAUGCACCGAAAUCUUAGUGAUGUUGCUAAGAAAGUUGCAUCGUUCCUCGGAUGGACUAUCACGAACAAAGAUCUACCCGAGCUCUUAAAACACUGUUCAUUUGAGUCUAUGAAGUCAAACAAGAAAGUCAACUAUACCGAAAAUCCACGGAUGGACACCAAAAAUGUGCCAUUUAUGAGAAAGGGGAAAGUUGGUGAUUGGAAAAAUCACUUUACCGUCGCACAAAGCGAAGCUUUUGAUGAACUUUAUCGAGAGAAGAUGGCUGGUACUGGUUUGGACUUUGAUUACGAGCUAUAGUUGAA
Anneissia japonica is the source of this 1008-nucleotide messenger RNA. Its product is annotated as sulfotransferase 1C2A-like. The coding region runs from base 146 to 1003 and encodes 285 amino acids. NCBI's taxonomy places the organism in Eukaryota, Metazoa, Echinodermata, Crinoidea, Comatulida, Comatulidae. The transcript is spliced from 7 exons. Gene Ontology annotation, cellular component: cytoplasm. The record is from RefSeq and is a predicted model, not a curated record. Gene Ontology annotation, biological process: sulfation. Gene Ontology annotation, molecular function: sulfotransferase activity.